This is a messenger RNA of Gasterosteus aculeatus aculeatus (three-spined stickleback), 1817 nucleotides long. RefSeq lists its product as uncharacterized. NCBI's taxonomy places the organism in Eukaryota, Metazoa, Chordata, Actinopteri, Perciformes, Gasterosteidae. The record is from RefSeq and is a predicted model, not a curated record. Gene Ontology annotation, molecular function: 2 iron, 2 sulfur cluster binding. Gene Ontology annotation, cellular component: mitochondrion.
CAAAAAAAUUUUUUUAAGCUGAUGUCACAAACGGCCUGCUUGGUAGAUGAGGACCAAUGAUGAUCUGGGUGGCUAAUCGCUUGAUCAGCGUGUUGAUGAGGGGGGCCAACAUUUUUGCACAUUGUAGCAAGUUAUUAAUUGACAGUGGUGGAAGCUACCUUAAGCGGAGCAGUGACAGCUGACUAUAAUAUCUUAUUGUAAAAGUCAUAUCUCCAGGGGUUUCUCUAUAGCAUUCUCUUAAUUAAUCUUAAUACUUUUUCCUAUGAGAUUUUAACCAAUAUUUUGACUUUUUUAAAAAUAUGAUAACAUUAGAAGACAAAUUGUUCCUCCGCUCCAAGGAUGAAAGUUACCAAAUUCUAAAAAAAAAUAAAGACUGCGAAAAUGUGUACUGGUUCCCUAUAGCUUUUUUUGAAGGUCCGGCCUACAGUAUGUUUUGACAGUAAAUCACAUCCAUUUAAUCCGCCGCUAACCGGUAUCCGCCCCAGGAUUGGUUCAAUUUCUCCUACGUCACUCUACCGGAAGUGAUUCCUUCAAUCCCGUUGUGAGCGACACUUAGCAGCGCCUCACAAGUAGACGUCACGUUGACGCGACGUGAAAAGUCUUUGGAAACAUGAACCCUCUGGUCACCAGAAUAGACUUCAAAUGGACGCGUUUAACCCUGCGGCAACCUUGGAGAACCGCUAUCGCAGGUACCAAGGUGCAGCUCUCCACGCUUCCUCCAGAACCUGUUGUCCCCUUCAAGAAGCCUUUCAAGGUGGAGCUCAUUGGUGGGAAGCGUUACUCGUGGUGCGCCUGUGGACACAGCAAGAAUCAGCCUUUCUGCGACGGAGCCCACAAGACCAAAGCCCAAGGCCUGUCACCGCUACGUUUUGUCCCAGAGAAAGAUGCCACAGUUUGGCUGUGUGGUUGCAAGUAUUCAAACAACCCGCCUUACUGUGACGGGACGCACAAGCAAGCCUUCGUUCUUUCUGCAACAUUGCACAAACAUAAAGACUCUUGAGAGUCAGAUGAAUUUGCUCUGCGUAUUUAUGUUGCUGUUGCACACAUUUUCGUACAUUGUACAUCUCAGUUUUUGAAUCUCGAUUUUUCUUGCUUUGUCUUUUCUAUGGGAGACAAAAUGUUGCAUUAACGCUGAGUGUUGGACUAUAUGAUGAUAAUCUGUUGUAUAAUAGAGGUUAGCAUACAGAGACAUUUUACUGUUUUGUACUGAGAUUGCUGUGAGAUCUUUAUUUUCUUACGCCAUAUUGGGCAAUGUUAUAAAUGAUACAAGUCCAUAUAAAAGGGAUGUUAAAGAGUGGUUGACUCGUGUUAUGGAUCAGAUUUUGAAGAUAUAUAGACUGUAUAUUUUACCAUCCUAUAAUCCGUGUGAUUUUUGGAACUACAAUCUGACUUGGCUGAUGCUUCCCCAUGUAUAAAAUAUCUUUCUGUUUACGAGAUUAAUUUAUUUUGUUAAUUUAAAUUUAAGAAAUAAGCAGUCACUUGGCAUCAAAACCUGCGACCCAUGAUUAUUUAAGACACUUUCCCUUAUGGAGCCUCGGUAUUGAGAAUGCCAUGUACUGCAUGCAGAAACAAUAAACCUUGAUAACAAAUCGAGAGAGAGAAGACUUUACCUGUGUGCAUCCCACAGCAGGUGGCUGUGCUUGUUGGCGACUGACAUUUUGCUGUACAUGCAGAGUGAAAAAGAUCUGUCAAAAUCUUGUGUUUUCAGAUUCAGCACAGGCUGCUUGAGUAAAAUCUCAGUGACGUAUAUACCACAUUACUUUUUAGAUGUCUGUGGUGAUAUUAUAGAACUGUGAUUAAAUUCAUUCUGGUAAGCA